CGGCAGCGGCAGCAUGGGGGUGACGGUGGAGGUGCGCCGGGUGUACCGCUACCCCUUCGAGCAGGUGGUGGCCAGCUACCUCCGCAAGCUGCUCUUUUCUUGGCCCAGAAGAGGACUCUGCAAAAAUGCAUUUAGUGGCUUAAAAAACAAACGAACGAACGUUUUCUGGUUUUGCCCUGUGGCAGAAGUUGUGAUCCGUAGCCCUGUCCUCUGGACUGCCACGCUGUGGCUAACUAAUGGAUGUGCUUCGAAAUGCUAAUUUGAGACCCCUGAACAAAGUUGGAAAAGAGAAAAAGAAAUCGUCUGUUGAUUUGCUUGAGCGUUUGGCCGUUAGAGGCCGGGGAGAAGCAGAGUUGGUGCCUUUUAUUGCAACAGAUUUGAAGCAGAGGUGAAAUACAAAUAGGAAUUGUACCUGUAGUCUACUCCGUGUGACCCGAGAAGGGCAGCUGGAGGUGCACAGUGACCCUAAUGAUGACAGCCAGGAGCACAGAGCAGAAAGAAUAGGGUGGGAAGGUGUAACUAAACUUGCUUUCAGAGGAGACCAAAACCAAGACAUCUGGGGUCCUUCAAGAAAGUGUUUGUGCCAAGUUAUCUACUGGUUCACAGAAAUCCCAGGGAUCCCAUGUGCUGUAGCACUUCCUGUACUGACUUCUGUGACCAAACUAUCCUAGUCCCAUGGAGAAACAUAUCACAGCUGUAGAAACAGUGGAAGAGAAAACAGAUUUGUCUACGGGGGUUAUUUACCGGAGGAGAAUUGCAACGUGUCAGAAUGUAAUUCCUGAAAUCUUAAGAAAGAUCAGUGUCUUAAAAGUGUCUGACAUCUACUUAGAAGAGGAAUCUUGGCUUAACAUGCAGAAAAGAAAUAUGUCUAUGAAGACUCAUUGUCUCACAUGGACACAGUAUGCGUCUCUAAGUGAGGAAUCUGUCUUCAGGGAGAGCUUGGAAAAUCCAAAUUGGACAGACUUCACACAAAAAGGCAGAAUAUCAGUUACAGGGGCAGGUUUGCUCAACUGUGUAUUGGAAGCUUUUGCUCAAUCAUUUCUAAAACAAGGUGUGAAGAAGGGUAUUAAAAUAAUGGAAACACUUCUUCAGGAGCAGUAUGGGUGAUGGUUCUCAUGAACAAUGGUGAAAAUGCAUCUGUCUGGAGUUUCGCUGACACAGUAUAUUUUUAUUGCCAUCAGAAUUUCCAUGGAUAUUAUCCAAACUUUAGUGGUACCACCUUACUGAGGAAAGAGAAUUUAAUAUGCCCAGUUGGAAGAAAAGAAGACUACAGACUGUAAAUCUUUUAUAUAAGAUUAAGGAAUCAUGCUACUUAAGGGAAUGCAAAAAUCAUGGAGAAACAAAUGUAACCUAGGAAAUAGUGUCUUCCUGUGAGUUGGUGAUGUAAUCUUUAGAGACUAAGAAUUCAUAAGGGAAAACAGAGCAACAAACCAAAAAUAGUCCUGGUUGCUAUGAAGAGACCCUUCUCAAACCAACCAGUUGCUUUUCAUCUUAUCAAGGGAGAUGCAAGCAUCUGGGUUUUGUUUAUUUCACAGCUUAAUUCUGGGAUAGAGAUUUUGUCCUACAAAAAUGAAAGUCAACUUCAGUAGCUGAGGAGGGUUACUAUUCUCAGUUCGGGUCAACAAUGUUAAUUAUUUCAGUCCUGACUGCUGCGUUAGAAAUGCCUUAUUAUACUCAUGCCACUGUGAUUAUUUUUGGUUGUAAAGACACUCCUCAAUACAAGUUUUAAAGUGGAUAUAUUUAAGUGCAUAUUUUCAAUUCAAUUGAAACAACUGAAUUAAUCAGUAGUUUCUUUUGCUUCUGAACAGAAAAGGAAAGCUUGAGGGGAAUUGAAGUUUAAAGUUCUCAACAAAGAGAAUCUCCUACACUCUUCCUCCUUUUGUUACAUGCAUUGCAACAGCAUAGUUUUAUUUUGAAUACUUGUUUAAAAUUCAGAUAACUGCAAACCAGAUUUGAUAUCCUUAUUGAGAUUGAAUAAUAUCACACUCUACAAAUAGAGCCACUGAAGUCAGUGUUAAAAGGUGCAAGCAGAUGCUCUGAGAAUAAGCAUAAUUGUUUUCACUAUGGAAAACUUUGAGAAAUUUCAACAAAGAUGUACUCUUCUGUCAAGUACCAGGGGACUUCUGUAUUUAACACCCUAAUACAAGGGCUUUAAAAGCAAAGACAACAUUAUGUUCAGCUUUUAAUGAGAGUAUUAUUUGAUUUAGGGAGAGACUUGAAUCACUGUUCUUAGCAGAAUUCAGCAAAAGGUGAAAUAAAGUUUCUGUAGACUGUGGGAAAUGCUAUUCUUAGCUGGCUAACUGGACUAGGCAAUGAAGUCCUUUCGAACCUUAUGAGCUAGAGAAGUUGCAAGAAACUUUUUACUUGAAAAAAAAAUCAAGUUGCUUAAGAAGACUAAAACAUGCAUCUAAAAAGUGAAGCUUGAUUUAUAAGUUGCAUAUCCAGUAUUUUAUAUGACUAAAAUGUCAUGUCCAAGUGUAAAAAUGUGUCCCACUCAUUUCAGUUGGAAGAUAAUAUAUAAAAGGACGAAGCACUUGUACUAAGAAAAUGUGUUAAUGAAUUUGACAGUAAUACUGGUGUUUUGCUAUGCUUACCUCUGUAAACUGUAAUUUUUCUGCAUUAUUCUGAAUUUUGGAAUAAUGUACUCCAGUUUUUCAUACUAUUUCUCUUCUGCAGAGAGACUUCUGAUCUUAAUGGAUAAAGUUUUAGCUUUAUCCUUGCACAAUCUUACAGGAGACGAAUGAAUGAAUGAAUAAUUUAAACAUAGUAGCAAAAGAAAAAAAACUUUAAGGAUGAUUUGUGCUGGGAAGUGUAAAGAAAAGGUCUAUGUGAUGAGAAAUUUAUGAGGCUAGAUUAACUGCUUUAGUAGUGUAUUGCAACUGAGCCUAUUUGAGAGUGAGUUCAGACUUCCCCCUUCUGGCACUGCUUGUCCUCUGAGAUUAUCCAGUUUUUAAAAUUGGUCUGAUGCAAGCAACAUUGUGAAAAACAGCAGGAGUUAUCUGGAAGCUCAAAUGGGACAACUGUGUAGCUCUGAUAGAAAACCAUAUUAAAGUUUAAAAAUGACUAGAGAAACUAUAUAAGCAUAGUCAGAUGACUGUUUCUGUUUGACUGAGGAGACAGACUGCUGAAAUCUACCUUGUGGUUCACUGUAGAACAAGCAGAUGAUUGUUGUUGCAUAGGUAAAGACUUGAAUCUCAGUUGUUAUGUCUCUUUUUGGACCUCAGAGGGGUGACUGGCUUUUCAAAAUUGUACAGCUGUGUUAACUUCUUGGGGUGGUGGGGGAGUGCUGGAAUCUAGCAUAUAGAUUUAAUACCUUAAGUUGAAAGAAUCCAUAAAUGUUGAAUUGAAAUUUUCUGAAGUCCAAGAGCCUGGGACAUUGAGGGACAAACUGUAUUUCCAAAUACAGUUAAUCAUUUCUUAAUUAUAUUGAGCUUGAGCUUUGCUGUGAGAUGAAAAUUAGUUAAUUUUAACACGAGGAAUAGGAGUCCUUUUUGCUAAUGCAUGUGUUAGCAUGUUUCAGCUCUCUAACUGCUUAUGGAAGGUAGUAAUCACCUGCAUAUGUUUGCUAGCCCCCCCCCCCCCCCCCGUUACCUUAGUAAAUGAAACAGAGCCAUGAAUCUGGCAACAAAGCAAUUUAUAUUGACCUGGAGACCUAUUGCCAGUUCUACCAAGCCAUAGGAGGAGAUGUUGCUGUCUUAUAUUUUGUAGGUAUGUUAAUUGUUGGAUAGCUGUGCCUGUCGUCUUCUCAGACCACAACUGUGAAUAUUGUGAAUGGCCAUCAUGCAAUCGUCCAAAGGUUUCAUGACAAGCUAAAAUGCAAAGUUUGAGGGUGGAGUACAUUUAUUAAAUGGCAUUCUCAUUCUGCAGUAGCACACCAUGCUAAUUUUGUAUCUUUUAUAAAAUAAAAGAACUAGAAUAGCUUUGUAUUUUUCAAUUGUAUUAAAAAGUUGUAUUUUAUUUUCUCAAAUGUGAUGUAAACUUUGUGGACUCUUCCUUUUGCUAUGUCUCAGUGCUAUGGACCUGCUUAUGUCAUUAGUUAAUGGUCUGAACUAUCCUAUCCUGAUGUUAAAUGAGGGUGUACUAAUACUUAAAAACUGUAGCCAGGGACAUGUUCUCCUGUAAAUUCACAUAUCUUUGCUUA
Molecule: messenger RNA, 4141 nt
Organism: Rhea pennata
Lineage: Eukaryota; Metazoa; Chordata; Aves; Rheiformes; Rheidae
Gene: PRELID2
Product: PRELI domain containing 2
Exons: 9
Coding region: 676-1107 (143 amino acids)
Biological process (GO): phospholipid transport
Cellular component (GO): mitochondrial intermembrane space
Molecular function (GO): phosphatidic acid transfer activity
Source: RefSeq, a predicted model, not a curated record